This is a messenger RNA of Penicillium riverlandense, 1011 nucleotides long. Its product is annotated as GFA family protein. Lineage: Eukaryota; Fungi; Ascomycota; Eurotiomycetes; Eurotiales; Aspergillaceae. The coding region runs from base 1 to 1011 and encodes 336 amino acids. The record is from RefSeq and is a predicted model, not a curated record. Gene Ontology annotation, molecular function: carbon-sulfur lyase activity. The transcript has a single exon.
AUGCCAUCCUCGGUUGCCUGUCUGUGUGGGCAAGUGGUGCUGCCCAUCACCCUGAAGUCGUCAUCGAAACUGGAUUUAUGUCACUGUCACCGCUGUCGCGCCGCUUCGGGCCUGCUGUGCUCGGCCUAUUACUUCAUCCAGCAGAAACCGCCUGCCCUCACGGGUCUGCGCGAGUACCGACAGUCCGACCAUGCCUCGCGAUUCUUCUGUAGGACCUGUGGUGCUCACGUCUUCGCUCGUUCGGCGUCGGGGGAGUUUCUAGUUGCGGCGGGGGUUCUCGCAGUUGAGGAUACACCACCCGUCUCGACAGUGCAGCACUGGCAGGUCGCUGACACUGGCGACGGAGGACUCAGCACGUUCCUGGCAGGCGCCAUAUCUCCUACCCCAGGCUGUCUGUUGAGCGCCGGGCAAAGCGACCCCCAAAGUCCAAGCUCUGACAACAACAUUGACAAACUACAAGCGCGUUGCGACUGCGGCGGCAUUGAUUUCUACGUCACCCCACCAGAUCCAUCCUCCGUGGAAGCAGCAUCCCCCUGGUCCGACCUGCUCGUGCCAUUCCACUCGUCAUCAUCCGCCAACCCGGACGACGUCAAGUGGUGGCUGCGCGACGGGAACACCAAGUAUCUCGCCGGCACCUGCGCCUGCACCUCCUGUCGCUUGGGGAGCGGGUUUCCCAUCCAGACCUGGGCCUUUAUCCCCAAGUCCAAUCUGUGGAAUGCAGACGGCUCGCCCCUCACUUUCACCCAUGGAUCCAUGCAGCGGUAUAACAGCUCACCAGGUGUAUACAGGGAAUUCUGCAGUCGCUGCGGCGCCAAUGUCUUCUGGCAUUGCGAUGAGCGGCCGUCGCUGAUCGAUGUGAGUGUGGGUUUGCUCCGUUCGCGGAAUGUCCGUGCCGAGGAGUUGUUGGAUUGGGCUACGGGGCGAGUAAGUUUUGCAGAGAUGGGAGUACAACAGGACCUGGUGUGGUUGUUGGAAGAUGGCCUGAAGGAAUAUGGAGCGUCAAAGGAGUAG